CGGAUAGCUUAUUCUCAAUCCGCCUACUUUCCAUAAAGAAGAAGGCAUCCUCUCAAAAUCCAUGACAACUUUUUCUCAGUCACUAGUCCUAUAAAUCCAUGUAAAAUUCAUAAUUACACCUCCACAAAACUGAAAUGCAGGCAUUUCUCUUCAUCUCUCUGCUUGCUGUUUUUGGAUGCACUGUUUCAUGUAAAACUGAGAGCAAUUGCCUGACAAAAGAAUCGGAUGCCGGUUUAGAAGCCGAGUCUCCGGCGGCGGCGGCUCGGCCACCACCGAAGGCUGAAGAUGGCAGCUCUGGUUCGGGCCAUGGCUCUAGUCCCGGUGGCAGCUGGGAUUAUAACUGGGGAUGGGGCUCAAGUCCUGGGAGCGGUUGGGGUUAUGGUUCGGGAUCUGCGGAGUCCCCAAGUGGUAGCGGUCAUGGCUUUGGAUUCGGCUUUGGAUCCGGGACUGGCUCGGGUUCCGGCGGUGGAGGUGGCGGUGGUGGUGGCGGUCGAGGUGGAGUUGGUAGUGAUAGUAAUGGAGCUCGCAGGGGAGCCCAUGGAUUUGGUUUUGGUUUUGGUUUUGGUGGUGGUGGUGGUAGGGGCGGUGAUACGAAUACUUGGAGGGGGAAGUUUCCGUGGUUUCGAGGUGAUGAUGGAGAUGAUUGAACCCAAAUCUACUUGUUUUAAAUGGUUGUGUAAAUUAUACACAAUUACACACUAAGGGAGAGAAUAAAUUUUCAGGUUGUAUAUUUAAUGUUUUUGAACUCGGUAAUUAUGUGCCUAUGAAGGGUUAAAAACAUUCCUUAAUGUUUUUUUCUGACCAACCAUGUCAUAUCAGGGUCACUGAUUAAUGAAUAAGGUAAUUUGGAUGUCAAGUAAAUUUUUGUUUGGUCGUGUCGUUACAAUGGAUGUGAUUAAGGGAAAUAAUCAUUAA
Messenger RNA from Phalaenopsis equestris, 915 nucleotides. Its product is annotated as putative glycine-rich cell wall structural protein 1. The coding region runs from base 135 to 647 and encodes 170 amino acids. Lineage: Eukaryota; Viridiplantae; Streptophyta; Magnoliopsida; Asparagales; Orchidaceae. The record is from RefSeq and is a predicted model, not a curated record. The transcript has a single exon.